Molecule: messenger RNA, 906 nt
Organism: Colletotrichum fioriniae
Lineage: Eukaryota; Fungi; Ascomycota; Sordariomycetes; Glomerellales; Glomerellaceae
Source: RefSeq, a predicted model, not a curated record
AUGAAGGUCGCAGUACUCGGCGGAACCGGCGAGACCGGAACCUCUAUUAUAAAUGGCCUACUCUCUUCGACUGGGACGAAAUAUGAGGUAACUGCGCUUAUCCGGCCGAGCUCGCUGGAGAAGCCAGAGGUCAAAGCUUUGGAGAAGAGGGGUGUGAAGAUUGCCUCAGUAGACUUGAGCGGACCCGAAGAUGAAAUCGCGAAUCAGCUUACCGGUCAUGAGGUGGUCGUCUCAGCCAUUGUGGCAGACAAGCUGCUCGACCAAAUUCCCCUCGCCAAUGCGGCAAAGAAAGCGGGGAAAGAGGAUGUCUUGAACCACAUUCAGACUAUAUACCUCCCGUACACGAUCAUUGAUGUUGGCUGGUGGUAUCAGAUCAGCUUGCCCCGUCUCCCUUCGGGACGGAUUGACGCAGUCGCGAGCCCAUUCGACAACUGGAUCGCGGGAGACGGGAGCGUUCGUUCUGGCAUGACUGACCUCCGCGACAUUGGUAGAUACGUCGCCCGCAUCAUUGCGGACCCACAGACCCUGAAUCAUAGAGUCUUCGCCUUUACCGAACUCAUGUCCCAGAAUGAAGUCUACGAUCUGAUUGAGAAGAUGAGUGGAGAAAAAGUCGAGAGGAAAUACAUGUCGGCUGAUGAGAUUGAGGCUGCAAUGGUCAAGGCGAAGGAUGACAAGACCAACCCUCAUAGGCUAUCGGUUUUACAAUAUCGGAAAUCGUGGGGCCUCCGAGGAGACAACACGCCGGAGUACGCGCGCUACCUAGGAUAUCAAAUCGCCAAGGAUCUGUAUCCCGAUUUGACGGGAAAUUCAUUUGAGGCUUUCUGCGGCGAGGCUCUGGAGGGCAAGGUCAACUCCAUCUACGAGAAGAAGAAGCGGGAGGCCAUGGAGGCAGCUAAGAAAAAGUAA